This is a messenger RNA of Tripterygium wilfordii, 609 nucleotides long. RefSeq lists its product as uncharacterized. NCBI's taxonomy places the organism in Eukaryota, Viridiplantae, Streptophyta, Magnoliopsida, Celastrales, Celastraceae. The coding region runs from base 1 to 609 and encodes 202 amino acids. The record is from RefSeq and is a predicted model, not a curated record. The transcript has a single exon.
AUGCCAAAGAAAUUUCAUCUUCCUAACAUGCGCUCCUUCGAUGGAACCAGCGAUCCGGAUGACCAUAUGGCUCAAUAUAGACAAAGGAUGCUCACCCUCACAGUGUCGAGGGAGUCUCGCGAAGCAUGCAUGUGCAAGGCAUUUGGAUGCUGUCUAACCGGUCCAGCACUACAAUGGUUCAUUAACCUCCCUAAUGCUUCUAUCAAUUCGUUCGCCCAGCUGACAGAUCUUUUCAUAGAGCAGUUCGCUACCAGCAGGAGGUUACCCAAGGCCUCAGACGACCUUUAUAAGAUUAAACGCGGAAUGGAUGAAUCUCUUCGUUCAUACAUUGGUCGCUUCUUGGCAGAAAAGGUUUUGAUCUCCAAUUGCAAUAUGGAAACAGCUAUCACAGCUUUCAGAAAGGGUUUGUCUUCCUCUGACGAACUCUACAAGGAAUUGAUGAAAUUUUCGUGCACCAACAUGGAAGAUGUGCUAGCUCGAGCGUGGGCUCAGGUGAAAUGGGAUGAAGAUGAAAGCAACCAGCCCCCAUCUUUGGUCAGGAAAAACACAGGGCAUCCGGGGGCAGGCAGAGACCGAAGUCCGGACCAUCGACCCUACGGGUCGCAGUGA